This is a messenger RNA of Alligator sinensis (Chinese alligator), 1500 nucleotides long. RefSeq names its product DNA damage inducible transcript 4 (gene DDIT4). Gene Ontology annotation, cellular component: cytoplasm. The annotation marks the transcript as partial. The record is from RefSeq and is a predicted model, not a curated record. The transcript has a single exon. Gene Ontology annotation, molecular function: 14-3-3 protein binding. Gene Ontology annotation, biological process: apoptotic process; negative regulation of TOR signaling; response to hypoxia. NCBI's taxonomy places the organism in Eukaryota, Metazoa, Chordata, Crocodylia, Alligatoridae.
CCGGAGGGUCUCCUUCCUCGCUCCGUUUUCCUCCCCGAAGUGGCUGGGGGGCGGGCAAGGCCGCGACGCGCUGACCGCCCGUGUCUCUCCCCCCUCGCAGACGCCGAGGAGCUGGAGGAGGUCUCGCUGCCGGACUUCGACUUGUUAAACGACCCCGAGGACGAGCUGCUUUGUGCCAACCUGAUGAAGCUCAUCCAAGUCAGUCUGAACAAAGCCAACAUCAAUGCCAAGCGCUGCUCCCGUCUCCUGAUGCCGGCCCAGCUUGUCACGCAAGUGGGUAAAGAGCUGCUGCACCUGGCCUACAGCGAGCCCUGCGGCCUGCGAGGGGCCCUCAUCGACCUGUGCGUGGAGCAUGGGAAGGGCUACCACCGGGUGGGGCAGAUCGCAGUUGACCCCAGCCUCGUGCCUACUUUCCAGCUGACCCUUGUGUUAAGACUGGACUCCCGCCUGUGGCCUAAAAUCCAGGGACUCUUCAGCUCCGGACCGUCCUUCACUCCAGGCUUCAGUCAGUCGCUGAAGCUGAGCACUGGGUUCAGAGUUAUUAAAAAGAAGCUGUACAGCUCUGAGCAGUUGCUAAUAGAGGAGUGUUAAGGGUUCUGCUUGAAGGAACGACUGUUCACUACUCCACUCCUGUAGAGGACCAGGAGAAACAAGUUACCCAAGUGCUUUGGAAAAAAGUUAACAUAAGCUGGUUAAGAUGUGGCAACUCCUUUUAAAGCCACUUAGGUUAGACUAGACUGAUCUACAGUUCUACAAAGAUAGAGGGGAAUAGUCCAAACAGAGGAGGAAGCUUGCUGGAAAACAUAACUGCACUUUUGCUUUCCCUCAUGACUGAAGUAACUAAGUGCAUACUUGCUCACAGUGGAGGUGGAUAGCAAAUGAGUGCUAGCUUUAAAUUUCUUAAGUGAUUGUAGGACAUUUUACUGACUUCAGUUAGACAGUCUUGUGACUGUGUUGAUACCAGAUAGAGCAGCAGGGCUGCUUCAGGGGUAGACAGUUCCUUACUGUUGACUGACUUUAAAAAAAACAAAAAAACCCAACUGAUUGUAAUCAAUGGGGCUCUUUUGUCGGGGGGAGGAGGGGAGUGAAUGAAUGAUGGUUAAACUAAGGGUCUAAUGGGACCAAGUAUGUGUAUUUGGAUCAGAAGAAGUUCCACUACUGAAGUUAAGGCAGCUAUGUGCAGACUCCAAGUCACUGAAAAAGCCAAGACUUGGAUUUAUUUUAUUUUAUUUUUUUUAAUCACUCAUGUAGUUUUUUUUCACUUAAAGGAAAUGCCACUGGGAGCUGCCUUCAGCCCCUUGGUACUGUAUGCUAGAAGGAGAUGGGAUGUGAUGCUGGGAAUGAGGGCAGGAACCCUCACAAACAACCUCUGUGAGAUGCCAUACUGUGCUUCCAUUGAUUACAGUUUACAUUAAUACACUUGACGUUCAAGUGCAAGAUUUCCUAUGCAAUUGUGUUGUUUUUUACUUUUGUAAUAAAACCUUUCUAAUUGAUAACUUG